Molecule: messenger RNA, 1380 nt
Organism: Plasmopara halstedii
Lineage: Eukaryota; Oomycota; Peronosporomycetes; Peronosporales; Peronosporaceae
Exons: 1
Coding region: 131-316 (61 amino acids)
Source: RefSeq, a predicted model, not a curated record
AGGAUAUCCGGCUCUGCAGCGCAGAAAGCCGACAAGGGACAGGGUGUGCAUUUAAACGUACUCUACCACUUCAUUAUGUGCUUUCAAACAUGGCUUAAUGAUGUAAAUCGAUAAAGCUUUGCAUAACUGGAUGGUGAGCUUGCAACGUCUAAACAACACGAGCAAGGGGCCGUCGUGCAUUGCAAAGGUGCUUUUAUCGUUGCCUAAGCCAGAUUUGUCAGCUGGCGAUCGACGCAAGUCAACAAAAAUAGUGCGCAAAUUGAAUUUGGUGUUCACCACGAUGGUGAACUACUUUGUAGAUAUAAAUAGGAAAUAAAAAGGAGUUUGGUCAACUCGGCGAAUUCCUUACCGAUAAUAUACUGUUUGUUAUAUAUGUGUUGGUGUGCGCAGAGCUUUCUACCUUUAAAGCUUGCCAUUUCACAUAUGUAUCUUGCUGAAAGCAAAGCAAGAAGCCAUGAAUCAGUACGAGUCGCUUACUCUUCUUCAGUGAGCUAUGAGCUACGAGUGAUUCCGCUUUCACCUUCUGUUCGAAUAUGACAAAUGUCGGCGAGUCAGACACAAUAUGAAUGUGUUGAUGGGAUGUCGACAAUUAAUUCCUUGUGAGGCUCAUUCAGUGUACCUGCAAUUACUUAAAGAGAAGUUAGCUUCUUUUAAAACUUACUACCAAGAUUGUUCGUUGUCCCGAUCAAAUGCUUAUCUUCUUGGAAGAAGACGUGAGUGAUGAAGUUUGAAGCCCAUGACACUGAAUCCAACGUCGUCAUUAACAUUCGGACGCUUUCAAUAAGUAAGUCAAAACAAAGUGGAGGAAGACGGAGCAGUGCCGUUGAAGUUGUCUGCGGACAUGCCAAUAUGUCAGGAAAAAUACUGCCCUGCAAGUCGCCGGUCCUUCGCUCUGCGUGUUUUUACAUCCACUCAAGACAUUUGGAUAUUGCAAGCCAAGCAUCAAUCUUUGCGCUGCACACAGAUGUGAGUAUUAGCUGUUGUGCGAAAGCAUAAAAUUACAGACGCCCUUUGUAGUUUUAAUGUAGCAUAUGCUGCUGUAUCAAAAUGGCGCGAGAUACCCUUUUAAGCAUAUGCUGCUUUAUUAAGAAAAUGGCGAGACCAUGCACCAUAGUCUCAAGGAUGCUAAACAUUGGCUGUAGAAUCCUUUUGAAGCUUGUUUCUAUCAGCGAUGCUUUAACGCCAUAAAAGCUCUUCUAACUUUAUCAAGAGUCGAGUGAUCCAAGUGCAGCAACUUUUAUGAUCUCGAGCUAUGCAUGCAUGUGCUUCCCUCAUUCUUUCCAUUCAGUUCAAGCAGAAAAGACGCACAUUUUGAUAGCAAGCGGGAUUGCUUGGAUUUGUCGUAUCUCAAAUUUUUUCUUUUGCUCCUUUACAUUUCCG